Messenger RNA from Cercopithifilaria johnstoni, 1371 nucleotides. The record is from the annotation of a GenBank genome assembly. Lineage: Eukaryota; Metazoa; Nematoda; Chromadorea; Rhabditida; Onchocercidae.
AUGCAUCAGAAUGAAUUUGAAGGUGGAAUAAAGGAGGUAGGUUUAAUAAAAAAUUUGCGUAACGAUACGUUGGAAGUGGGUGCGAGAAAUGUGCUUCUCACGUGUGUUUACAGUUCGGGAAGUGGACAAGACAGUAAAACCAUGUUUCCUGUUGUGCAUAGACGAUAUUUUGACAAUCCAUAUUUAACCAAUAGCGAAGCUCAGUCGUUGAAGGUGACUGAACAAACCCUGAAACAAGAGGCUUCGAAUAUCGCGGAAGAGAUCAUGAAACGGAGACACAAUUCGGAUGAUUACGAUGGAGGAGCCUACGUCGGAGUUGCAGGUGAUGGGUACAGCGUGCUGUACGCCUCGCGACUUUUGCCAGAGAAGGCAGAACAGUAUGCAAACUUCUGUAAUAAAGUGGUAGAGAAGCAGUUAAAGCAAAUCAAGAGUGGACAUCGCAAGGAAGGACAGUAUUUGCUUGGUUCACUUGGGAUAUAUGUCAUCAAAGCCAUAUUGGACUAUGAAAUGAAGAAGUUUGUGAAUACAACUGUCAUCGAUAAAAUAGCAUCUUUGAUUGAUGUGAUAUGUGCUAAGGAUUAUUUACCUAACGGUGCAGAUGAAAUGCUUGUUGGCAGAGCUGGUUUUCUAGCAGCAAUUUUAACUUUAAGAAUGCGUUUGCAUCAUGACAUCAUAUCUAAUUCACAUAUUAAAAAGGUGAUUGAUUGCAUAAUCGAUUCUGGCCGUCGUUAUGCUAAACGAUACAAAUCUCGAGCACCAUUAAUGUAUCAGUAUUAUAAUGUCGAAUAUCUCGGUGCUGCUCAUGGUUUGAUGGGCAUUCUACAAAUGUUGCUUAGUUUUUCUGAUCUUCUGGAUAAAGCAGCAUUAAGAGAUGUUGAAAAUACAUUGGAUUGGCUUCUGGAAAUACAGACAGAAAAUGGUAAUUUUGCUCCAAGUGUUGACGAGAUCGGCAUAAAUCGUGGAUCCAACGAACUUGUGCAUUGGUGUCAUGGCGCGACUGGAGCUGUUCAUUUAAUGAUUGUUGCUUAUUUAUGCACAAAGAAAGUUAAAUUCUUAGAGGCAGCUGAAAAAGCGCUUGAUCUUAUUUGGAAACGAGGUGUUCUGCGUAAAGGACCGGGAAUUUGUCAUGGUGUUGCAGGUGGUGGUUAUGCGUUCCUACUUUAUUAUCGUUUGACUCAGAAAACUAAGUAUCUCGAAUAUGCGCUAUGUUUUGCUCAAAUCGCAUGCGAUCAGAAUUUCAGAAAGCAUGCCCGAACACCAGAUAGUCUAUACAGUUUAUUUGAAGGCAUUGGUGGUUUGUUAUGCUUUCUCGUCGAUGUUUCAAAUCCAUCAGUAGCGCAGUUUCCUUUAAUUCCAAUCACAUUCGAAUAA